Messenger RNA from Parnassius mnemosyne (clouded apollo), 3198 nucleotides. The record is from the annotation of a GenBank genome assembly. Lineage: Eukaryota; Metazoa; Arthropoda; Insecta; Lepidoptera; Papilionidae.
AUGGGCAACCAGCACUCCGCCUCACACGUCUCUCACAAACCUAGAAAGAACGUGCACUGGAAGUCCGCAGGGCGACCGGCGGCGCCCGGCAAGCCACAUAUAACACCGAUUUUAUCCGACGAUGAGCCGAACGCUAUAACUCUACGAUGGGCGCCUCCCGCACACGAUGGAGGUGCGCCUCUGCAAGGUUAUCAAGUGGAAUGCAACAGACUGGGCUCACCGGAUUGGAUCAGAACUGCACCGCCUGUCGUGGCUCGGCCAGAGCUGGUCCUUACGGGUCUCGGUCCACCCCAUCGUUACCAGUUCCGGGUUGCUGCGCUAAACAUAGUCGGUCGUUCUGAUUAUAGCGAAAUAUCUGAUAUACUGACUGUAAACUCCGAACGCAACCUGCAAGAAGCACCAUUAUUCCUUCAGCACCUGGAAGAUAUGACUGUUCUCGAAAACGAAAAAACAGAGUUUCGUGUCGUUUUCACCGGCACACCGCCUCCGACAAUUGCUUGGUUUAAAGAUGAUUACGAAAUUUUUAGCAGUAGAAGAACUGCAAUAACCACAAAUGAAUCAUCAAGUGUCCUCAUCUUCCAUCAAACCCUAUCCAGUGAUGAAGGUGAAAUUAAAUGUACUGCGACCAACCGCAUUGGUCACGCGAUAUCAAGAGCACGUCUCGUGCUUGAAGCUGCGCCCAAGUUACGUUACCCACGGCAAUACGAAGAUGGCCUCUUAUACGAAAUAAACGAGACAGUUUUCUUGAAAACAACUAUAGUGGGUAAGCCGACGCCAACUGUGGAGUGGCGCCAUGACGGGCAGCCAAUAGUCGUUGACGAUCGCGUAGAAAUCACUACCACCCCGAAAUUUUCGAUCUUGAAGAUACAUUCUGCGCGCAGAAGCGAUAGGGGCGAGUAUCAAAUACAUGCUCGCAACAAUAUAGGUGAGGACACAGCCGCGUUCCUAGUGACGAUUACUGCUCCACCGGACCCGCCUCGACGAGUCUCAGUCACCCGUCAAGUAGAUAAGUCUGUGACCCUAGACUGGGAGGCUCCCAAAGACGACGGAGGAUGUCGAAUAGGCAAUUAUGUAGUCGAAUACUACCGUAGCGGAUGGAAUGUUUGGUUAAAGGCGACAACAAGUCGCAAGACAAGCGUCACAUUGUUCGAUUUAAUCGAAGGAAGCGAAUAUCGAUUCCGUGUGAAAGCAGAGAGCCCAUACGGUAUGAGCGCGCCGAGCCCCGAAUCGCCACCUGUUCGCAUACCAGGACGAGCUGUCGAUAUGGAAUUUCUAGCGGUAGAAUCGCGUAUUAUAAAUCAAGUGUUAACGCAAGAGGGAGGAGAGGCAACUGUGUCACCAGUACCGCGUCGCAAGCGAACACAUGCGGCACCAAAAACAAUUAAUGAACCAUCUUCAUCUUCGGAACCUCCAACACAGAAAGAAAAGCCGAGCGCUUCGCCAACGCGAGAGCAUGGUGGAAGUAACGAAUUCAUGCUAGUGCUUUACCCCGAAAGUCGGAAAUCGGCCGAUAAAACUGAGAAAAGGAAGUCGUUUCAACUUGACUUGGAAGAUGCCCUGUCGCCACCUCCACUUUCGCUCUCAGCACCUGAGCUUAGCUCACGAUGUAUCCUACCCUUCAAGGCACUACGUAAUGCUGUCAGCUCAACUGAACUCCUGCACGAGCGUGCGAUGGCGCGCUUCUACAAAGCAGUGGCUAUGAAGGAAGAGCAAACCAAGCAAAAAGACGAAAAAUCAAAUAAUCACGAAAUGAAAAAUCAUAACGACAUUCCGCAUAUACCAGACAUUAAUCAGCCCGAGGUUACUGAAGACAGACAAAAGUCUCUAAUACCAGACGCUGGAAACUUUAAAGCACCAGAAAUUUUAAUUGAAACAGAUUCGAUAGAGAGCAAGCAGUAUAAGUACAGUCCGCAACUAGUGUCGCAGGAUUCUGAAACUUCGGAGAGUAAAUGGCAGCAAAUGUCUUUUGAUGAAGAUUAUACGGCAAGCACUGUCUCAACUGAUGGGGAAUAUUCUGAUGAAGGUAGUCUUAAUGAAGAUAGAGGCCAAUUUUCACAAGAAGAGGAAACUUAUAAUCCAAGAAACAAAAACACGCGAUCUUCACCCGUCAGAGCAUCAUUAGAAGAUGAUGAUGAAAAUGAAGAAGUAGAAGAAGAACAAGAUGAAUCUGAGGAUGAAAAAGUUCAGUUAUCACCGCUUCCAGAUCCUAAUUUUGUUCCUAAACCCAUAUUAAAACGAAGAGAGACAGAUAAUUUAAAUAUGAGACCAAAUAUCAUCGAAAAUAACGAAAAACAGGGACUAGAAAAAGAUAAGAAAGAUGAAAAGAUGACAUUGCUAAAAAGAAUUACAAAAAUGCCCGCAGAAACAUUUCAGAAGAAACCUUUUGCACUGCCUAAAAUACUUAACAAAAAAAGGCCAGAAAAAAUACAGGAACAAAAAUCACAAAAUAAUAAAGAUAUAAAAAAUAAUAGCAUAGAAAAUGUGGAUGACAAAGUUAGUGAAGAAAGAAAAACGGUAAUUGAUUAUUACGGUAAUAUAGUAAAAGAAUAUGGCAGUCAUAAGAAAUCUACAACACCGUUAUAUCUCAGUACAGAUGAUUUGAAGAAUGUAGCAGAGAAACAACAUUUAGUUAGUAAUAAAGCAAUUGCAAAUAAAGAUGAUAAUGACAUACCGAAAAAAUCAGAAAAGGUUCAAAAACCCUCCUCUACAAUAAAACAAGAAAAAAAUUUGGAUAGUAAAAUAUCGUUUGUAAAAUCAAAAGCAAAAAAAGUAGUUAAUAAACAAAUAAAAAUGAAGGAACAGAUUCAUGGAUCAAAUUCUGUACAUAAUAUAUUACCGAAAAAACAAAAGGCAGAGACACCAGAAAAUCCUUACAAUACUAAACAAACUAACAAAACAAAACCUCAAGAUACACAAGUACUUUUAAAAACUACUGAAAGAGCUACUAUAGUGAUACCGAUUGAUUAUCAGAAAUUAGAAGAAAAAGCAAAAAGAAAUGUGAGAUCAGCUAUUGAUUACACGGUCGACGUAUGUUUAUUAAUGUUAGCUUUUUGGGUUUACUUUUUUAGGGAUGAAAAAUUAGCAAUCCCAAUCCUUAUUCUUAUUAUAUAUCGUCAGCUGCAAGAGACAUUUCUGUUUAAUAUUCCCGAGUGGAUAAGGAGACACAGUCCUGACUGGCUCAAAAAGAAAGCAUCUUGA